UCCAACCUCUGGUGAAACGCCUCUUCUAGACUCCAUUGUAUUUAUAAGUACAGAAAAUUCUGAAUGCCCACAGUGGUUUCACCUGUGCUCAAUCAGUUGUUCCUCCUUUUUGCUACCCGAAAACCACUAUUUCCUUCUCUCCUGCUCUGGGUCCCUGCAGAGACGUGCAUUGACCACAUCAGUUACGCUGCCAAUGCCUCCAGAAGUCUCCCUCACUGCUGCCUGCUGAUUACGCCCACACCACAGCGACUGCUGCCCAAAAUGACUGUCCCAAAGCUACUAAUGUACAGGGCACUGAUUUGUCUGGAAGGCUGGCUCCAUCUUCCAGAGCUCCCAGCAAAGUCUUUCGCCCUUGCCCAUGCUGCUGGAACAAAGCUGCCACUUUGCACUCUUAAUAUCCAGGCAAAUUUUAGUGAAUUUCCCGCACUUUCUUUCUUUUUUUCUUCUGUUAUUUAUAUUCCCACACCAGGCCUUUUGGCCAAGGACUUCUUAGGAGCUAAGCCAAAUAUCCAAGUGGCAGAUAUGGCGUGGUUCUCACAAUCUCUUCUCCCUCUCCAACCUCAGACCUGUGUCCUCAAGUCAUCCUCUGGCACUUGGGAUGAGUCUUUUCAUAGGCUCCCCUUGGUCCUUCACUCAACCUUAAAGGACUCACCUCUCUUAUCUUGCAAAGAUGUCCAGAUCGGCUGGUUCCUAAGUGCACACAACAUCCCUGGAUAUAGAAAUAUUAGAAACUUCAAGACAACUAGAACUGAUUUGCUCAGGAGCCCUGUGGGGGGACAUUCAUUGUGGGAUUCAAAGGGGACUGCUGCCCCCUUUAACCUGAGCCGGGAACAGGAAGUGCCACAGCUCCACUGCCCAGUUCUGCAAAUCUUCUGGCUUGUUGUUUGGCGCUGGAAGAGAGAUGCAGCAGAGAAAUGCCACAGAAAGGGGAGCUGGAGAGAAUCAAAGCAUGAGAGGAAUUCAACCUGCUGUCGCUGGAACGGGUCCAGAUGGAACGCGUGAGAAGAAACGUGCGUAGCAUCUAGGAGCAAAGACUUGCCCCUGGCUGACAGCUAGUAAGGAAGUGGGAACCUCAGUGCUGCAGCCUCAAAGAAUUGACUUUAACCCACAGCCUGAGUGCGCUUGGAAGCAGAUGCAUUCACAGAUCUUCCAGAAGGGAAUAGAGCCCCGUUGACACCUUGAUUUUAACCGUAUGAGAUCCUAAGCAGGGAAUCCAGAUAUGACGUGCUGUGAGAUAAUACAUGGGCAUUGUUUUAAGCUGCUAAAUUUGUGGUGAUUUCCAAUGACAGCAAUUUAAAAAACUGAUACAAAGCCAGUAACCCAAAUCCUGUAGUCUUCCAUCCUUCACAAUUUCCUCCUGGCACCUCCAAGCACUCAGCAAUUCCAAACAAUUUUUAUCUCCAAAGCAUGGAUUGACCCCAUCUUCUCAUCUCCCCAGAAUUCUACUUUAUCUAUCAUCUGGACCAUCCCAAACUGUACCCCUGUUUUGUUCUGACUUUUGACUCUCAAUCUGUUCUCCAAACCAUAGCCAAUUAUUUACUUAAAAUAUAUAUAUAUAUAAUCAUGGCAUU
This is a messenger RNA of Cercocebus atys (sooty mangabey), 1571 nucleotides long. RefSeq lists its product as uncharacterized. The record is from RefSeq and is a predicted model, not a curated record. Lineage: Eukaryota; Metazoa; Chordata; Mammalia; Primates; Cercopithecidae. The transcript is spliced from 3 exons. The coding region runs from base 64 to 1002 and encodes 312 amino acids.